Molecule: messenger RNA, 1181 nt
Organism: Choloepus didactylus (southern two-toed sloth)
Lineage: Eukaryota; Metazoa; Chordata; Mammalia; Pilosa; Megalonychidae
Product: basic proline-rich protein-like
Exons: 4
Coding region: 1-1164 (387 amino acids)
Source: RefSeq, a predicted model, not a curated record
AUGCUGCGAGGAUGCCCAGGCUCCAUGGAGAGUCCACACGGAGGGGUCCCAGCUGAAACCCAGCAACUACUGCCAGAUACGUUCCCAGAGUGCUUUGCUGAGCAAGCCAGCCCCAGCCCCAGCCCCAGCCCCAGCCCCAGCCCCAGCCUGUCUGGGGUGGCGGAUACCCCGGCUAGGCUGGGGGCUGACUUUCUGCAAAAAAACCACCUUUCUGCCCUGGCACCUUCCAAAGCACCCUGUGCUGCCAGGCCUUCCUCGGUAAAGAAUUCUGGGAAGUUCUCUCCCCUACUAGAGGCCAGGGGCUCUGUCCGCUUUGGCCUUGUAUUCCCAGCGCCGGGACUGCAGAAGGCAGGCGAGCCAUGGGCGCCCGGGGAGAGGAGGUUUCUCAAGGUGUGUGGGCCCCUCGGGCCUGGAAGAGAGGGGCCCGCUGGCCGCCCUCCCGGCCCCCAUUCUGUGCCCCCAGGGAGUUGCGGACGCGGCCCGAGCCAGCCCCGGGCCGGCCGCCAGGUCCCCGCCCUCCGCGGCCUCCCGCCCCGCCCAGCCGCCCGCCCUUCUGGAGGUUUCGUUCCGGCAUCCGGAGCAGCUCCGCAACCGCUGCUUCCGCCUCCGCCAGGUGAGGGUCCUGCGCCGGGGGCGGGGUCUCCGCCAGGUGAGGAUCCUGCGCCAAGUGAGGAUCCUGCGCCAGGUGAGGGGCCUCCGCCAGGUGAGGGUCCUGCGCCAGGGGCGGGGUCUCCGCCAGGUGAGGAUCCUGCGCCAGGUGAGGAUCCUGCGCCAGGUGAGGAUCCUGCGCCAGGUGAGGGACCUCCACCAGGUGAGGAUCCUGCGCCAGGUGUGGCGCCUCCGCCAGGUGAGGGUCCAGGUGGAAGGUGUGCGCCCGGGGCGGGGGCUGCCGGCCCUGCCCGACGCCCCUCCCCGGGUCCUUCCCCUCCCCGUCCCGCGCUCUCCCCGUCUUGCUUCGCAGCCCCAGGGACAACCCAGACCCCGGCUGUCCUCUCUCGCGGCUUUACUUCCGUGCGUCCGAUUCCUCGCCCGCCUUGCUGCUGCCGUCCCCGCCCGGCCUCGGGUCCUCUGCUUUCUCCUCGCUUAAGUAAAGUGGGGGGAGGGAGGGUUCAGGUGCGUGGCAGGGAAGGGCGUCUGUGUGGGAGGCCAAUACCCUGGGCCUAGAGCUUUAUUUAUCAAAG